Messenger RNA from Aphanomyces astaci, 6010 nucleotides. RefSeq lists its product as hypothetical. The transcript is spliced from 18 exons. Gene Ontology annotation, cellular component: cytoplasm. The coding region runs from base 20 to 6010 and encodes 1996 amino acids. The record is from RefSeq and is a predicted model, not a curated record. NCBI's taxonomy places the organism in Eukaryota, Oomycota, Saprolegniomycetes, Saprolegniales, Verrucalvaceae.
AUUGAGAGCCAAUACAGCCAUGGGCAAUGCAGAAAGCUGCGGGGCACUUCAGGCAGAGCUGGCGAAGCUCGAGGACACAUUGGCGGUGUUGGCAGUAACGAACCCUGUUGGUUGCCGCCCUCUGCUUCCCCACCACAUCCAGCUCCGUGGUUGUGUCCUGCGAUGCAAACAAGGCGUAGCUGUCGUUGUCGGGCCUGUGGUUGGCGCCGUCGGUCCGGAUUACGCUCGCAUCCUCCUCGAAGUCGACAUGUCCACGACAGUCACAUGUCACGUCUCUCGCCGCGAACGGGUCACUGGCCAGUGGCUCGAAGUCGACGCGGCACGAGUCGCUGUCGACUGCGUCAAAGGCCGUCCGAGCAUCUUUCACAUGAAGCACCUCCUCCCAGGCACGUCAUACGCCUACGCGUUUAGCGGUCUCGCGGAGGCCGACGCCACCACUCGAUGUGGCUACGUCCAUACUUUGCAUGUGUCGGACGCUCCAGUCCGCAUUGGGGUUGUAAGCGGCAACAAUGUGUUUUCAGGCGACACGCUGGAUAUGUGGGCUCGAUUGGCCACCGAUGUCGAUCCGACUAGUACUACUACUACUAGUAGUCCUACUACUACCAAUGAAAACUUGUUGCCAGUGCAUUACACGUUGCAUUUGGGCGGUCAAGUGCUGCUAGAAAAUGCGUUCCAUCAGUGCUGGAUCAUGCUCUCCCGCUUUGCCACGUCAUCAAUCUCAACCUCUUCGACCCCAUCUUCUUCAUGGACGAGUAUGGAAGCCCAAGUCGUGGAGCGCCUGCGCGACGCCUACCGGUUCCAGUGGAGCCUCCCGUCCGUCCGCCGCGUAUUGGCCAACACGUCCAACUUGAUGAUGUGGGGUGACGAGGACAUUUACCGCAACUUUACGACCUCCGCCACGUUUCAAAUGGAUCACGAAGCGCCGACCGUCCAGAUGCAAGUGAUGCGGGUGCUGCUGCGGUCGGCAAGGCGGGUGUACCACGAGUACCAGCGCCAGCUAUGGGACGUUGACUACCACGAGUUUCAAACUCAAACGGACAUUCUGGUGGCGGCAUCGGAGGCGGCUAUUGUGGCCACCUCAAAUGUAGCUCAAUAUGCGUUCGAGUCGGCUGAAUUGGACAAGCACUUGGCGCUUGCCAAGCGAAAAAUGGAUUUUGAUAUGGUCAAACGGUGUGAAAGUCGAUUGAGCGAGCUCAAAACCCUCACUGCCAACCUCGAAGCGCAAUAUGUGACACUGCGCGAACAAACGGCCCCCCGACGAGGCGAAGAGUUCUUUUUUCGGCUGGAGAAUCACAUGGGUUUUCUCAUGCUGGACAUACGCGGCACCAAAUUAACACCCAGCGGAGCUCAAGCGCCAGACAACCCCGUGUUUAGCCCCGUGCAGUGGGAUUUUGUGCUUAAGGUGCUGGCCGAUGUGACGCUGCGUGUGUUAGUCGUGUGCUCCGAACUGCCCCUUGUGGACGACUCGAAUGCUAAUAUUCAAGAGUUCAUAACAUCCUCCAAGGUUCCGUCGUCGUCGUCGUCCUCUAGGCCCAACCCUCGGUCUUCGUGUCGGAGUUGGUGGGGCGCUGUUCCCCGCGACCAACAGCGGCUACUGACCCUCGUCUCUGAAUGGAAACUCCAGAAACCAAAUCGGGAGCUCGUGCUCCUGUCUGGCGCGUCGUCGAUGGGGGGGGCGCUGGCGUCAACGGUCACAGACAUGAAAAUGCGCACGGAAUUCCAUCAGCAUGUCGUGGGGCCCAUCGCCGGACCGUGUCACAUGGCGCUAGUGCCGACGAGGACAGGCGUCGUGGGCGAUCGGUUUGCAUUUCAGCACGAUGUGGUUCUUCCCGGGGAAAACAACUUUGCUAUCCUUACGCUGGCCGCCGCGGAAGGCCGCGAUCCAGUCGUGACAUGUCGGCGCGUGGGCCAGUUGGCGUCGACGGUGAAUGUGCUCGUGGGUCCUGUGGUUGGUGUCGUAGACAGUCAAGCGUGUACAAUUCUUCUUGAAGUGGACCAGACGGCCACAGUGGGCUGCGUCGUGACCAACGUUCUCGAUCCGUCCGAUGAGCAUCGACUGCUCCAACUGCUGCCUGCGCGACGGCCAAAAGCGUUUACAUUUACUCAUUUGACGCCUGGUCAGCAGUACACGGCGCGAUUUCUCGGCUUAGACCCGUCGUCUAGUGCUGGUGAAGGCUGCUGUUCAUUCCACACUCCGGGGACCGCGCCGACGCGGUGGAACGUCGUCCUCGUGUGCCGGGAUUUGCAAGUAUGCUUCACAUCCCCAGCUUCGUCGUCGUCGUCGCAGCUGUGGUCGACGAUCGAAGCGACGACGAGCCAACCGUUUUCCGCGUUAAACUUAGUUUUGCAUUUGGGAGGACAGUUGGCGUCGACGGUGAAUGUGCUCGUGGGUCCUGUGGUUGGUGUCGUAGACAGUCAAGCGUGUACAAUUCUUCUUGAAGUGGACCAGACGGCCACAGUGGGCUGCGUCGUGACCAACGUUCUCGAUCCGUCCGAUGAGCAUCGACUGCUCCAACUGCUGCCUGCGCGACGGCCAAAAGCGUUUACAUUUACUCAUUUGACGCCUGGUCAGCAGUACACGGCGCGAUUUCUCGGCUUAGACCCGUCGUCUAGUGCUGGUGAAGGCUGCUGUUCAUUCCACACUCCGGGGACCGCGCCGACGCGGUGGAACGUCGUCCUCGUGUGCCGGGAUUUGCAAGUAUGCUUCACAUCCCCAGCUUCGUCGUCGUCGUCGCAGCUGUGGUCGACGAUCGAAGCGACGACGAGCCAACCGUUUUCCGCGUUAAACUUAGUUUUGCAUUUGGGAGGACAGGUGAUCGUACAAGGGAAUGCAUCGGUAGAUCAAGCGCGGGCGGUGCUCAAAGCAGCUCGUACAAGUGGAGGUCUGAACGAGGACUUAGCCAAGGAACAGCUGCGUAAUGUGUAUCGACACCACUGGAACGUUCCUGCGACGAGACAAGCGCUAAUGUGUGGGUCACAUGUGAUGGUGUGGAAUGAGCGCGAUGUAUUGGAUUCUACGAGCGACGACGACGACGACCGGCACGACGAGGAUAUGACGCACCUGUCAACAUGGAUGGAGGAGGUCGCCCACGAGUAUCAGGACCAACUGUGGCUGCCCAAUGCCCUCUAUGCACAAAAGUGGGGUAGCUUUGGGUUGUAUGUGUGGCGAAAACGCAGACCACAAAACCAAGACGAGUCAACUCGAUGGAUAAAACUCGACCAGUUGCUACGCCAACCCAUCACGAGUCUUAUAUUGGCGUGUGACCAGCCCCUUGUGGACGACUCGGUCGAAGACACGGCAGAAAAGGCAAAGUUCAACUCGGCGUAUACCCGUCGUAUACCAUACGAAGGCGCCGACUUGCUCAGACUUUUGCAGGUCUUAUUGGAGUGGAAAGGACCUGCCACCAGUUCCAAGCACGUCGUGUGUGUGUGUGGGAACGACUACUAUGGCUUUGAUACAGUCAUUCAGCAUGCAGUUUCCAAUGCAGCCAUUCGACAAGUGGUCGUGGGUCCACUGUGCUCGGAGUUGUCAGUUGAGAUGCUGGCUGCUAUCACGUACUUGGGUCAAGGCACCAUCGGCCACGUUGCUACCUAUUGCCACAACUUUCAUCCGGCUUACCUGCAGCCCCACUUUGGGUACCUGUCAUUGGCAGACGACACCAGCAGUAGUAGAAGUCGCCACCAGGAGCCUCCUCAACCUGCAUUCACGUACGAAUUGGUCGUUCGAAUCCACAACUGCUGCGACACCGUUCCAAGCCACGAAAUCGGAGACCAGGUCACUUUGCAUGACGCUGCGACGUGGUGCCCCUCGGCCAACUUGCCGCUGCAUUUGAAUCCGGAGGGCAAACCGUGGACAGACGAGUUAGGGCUACUAUUUAACAAAAUCAACGAUGUGCUGGCGACUCUAAAGGACUUCGAGUGGGCCGAUGCCUACGCCUGUACCCGCCAUCCUACCCACAGCUCCCGCAAUUGUUUACAGCUUACACAUGCAUUGUACCCUGGUUUGCGCCGGCUAUUCGAGAUUGGCGGGUUGAAGCUUGGAGCGCUGGUGAUACUGCCGUCGAUGUAUGUGUUAUAUGCAACAAUGGCGUCCAAAGAGCAGCACAAGCUUGGGAUGGUCGACAUCGGUCGGUUCCAGCAGCUGUGCCUCGACACGAUCGAACUGUCCCUUCGCUUGAAGCCACCUUCUCAAAUCGCCAUCCCAGAAACCUCCAAUCACGAAGCGUACAUGGUGAUGCCGCACGAGGCCGAGUACAUGAUCGAGAACCUGACGCCGCUGCCGUUGCAGAGUAUGGGUUCCGCCGAGUUCAUGCGGCUGCACGGGGACGUUGAGAAGCUCAACUUGCAAGCGCAUCAAAGCGCCAAACAAAAGUCCGACAACUUCGUCGUGGAAUCUCUCUUGACGUUCAAGAAACUGCCCGUGUUGAUCUACAACUUGCUCGCGAACGAGCUGUGGAAGGAGAAGGUGUUCCCGACCUUGGCCGACUAUGGGGAUGCGGCGUCCAUGCGCACGUACUUUGUGCUGUACCAUGAAGCGGUGCUGUGCAACCUGCUCGAAGUAUCGUUUUACCACGAACACGUUGUCGAAAGCUUAGACGACGAGACGUUGAUGGAAGUCGUCGACUACUGCAUGCGCAAGAUCACGUGGUUGAUUCAAACACCUCGCGAAGUCUUUCGCACGCAGACGACGUUCCACAAGUCUGGUCAGGACAUUGUGCGCGAGCUGGACACUGCGUCCCGCGCGGACGAGCUGCGUCGGCAAUGGCUCGAGCUCGAGUUCCGGGUGUCGGUUCAAUGCGUGACCAUCCUUCGAUACAUUUGCGAGCGCGUGCACCUGUUGUCGUUGAACUUGCUCAGUCGGGUGCUGGACAAGCACGAUGCGUUGCUUUCGUUCGUGGCGCUGCUAGAAAAUCCGCCGUGGACGUACAAAGCCCCUGACAACACAUGGAAGAAGUUCGAUCAUCAGAAGUGGACACAGGUCGCCCCAUGUGACUUGCUGCAGAUCACGACCACGGAAGCGCAGCCGUGGAUCGCCCUCUACUUUCUCGUGUGUUCAAAGGCAGCGCGGGACCAGUACCAGCUCACGUGCUUCCGCAAGAACCAAGUGCUUCGCGUGCGCAAGUACCUGAACGACGUCAUGCUGGACCAGCUGCCGCUUCUCGCCGACGUCCAGCGGUUCCUAGACGAACUAGCGAUCGUCCAAUUGAAUCCAAACGCCGUGUCUGCCGCCGCCAAGCUCGUGAUGGAAGUAGUGCCGGUGAUCCGCACCGCCCUGGUCCGCGAAUACAGAGCCCAGUACACACAACUGGGAGUGGCAUACCUCGAUGCAUGUGCCUCCAUCAACCGCCAAGACGACAUGAAGACAUUGGCAGACGUGUACAACAUGGACGGCCUCGACGAUCUCUUGGACAGUGGCGGCGGCGGCGCGACUACCUUCUCCACAGACCAAAACCAACCCAACCAGAUGCCUCCAGCUAAACGAAGUCCGCUGUCAGUGAACUUGGUGAUUUCCAACCACUACCACCAUAUGCAAAAGAUCAUUGCGCUGGACGAUAACAACUGCGACAGCGUCGAGCAGUGCGUGAUCUGUGACGUGGUGCUGUCGUCGGAAACCGUCGUGGACACCACCGACGGCAAGUACUUUCGGUACGCGCUGCAGCGGCGGCGUGCGGUUGACUCGACCAUGCUCCAAGAUCAUGAGCCGAACCAGCAGGACGUCGACAGCGUCGUCGUGGCCACCCACGCGCACGUGCAUGCUACGGUCGCCUUCGACGAUAACCAAAUGCCACCCAUUCACUUGGCAAACCCUGACGUAAACCUGCCCGUGGAUAUCAUCAGUAACAACCAGAAGAGCAUUGCGAAGCCAGUGGUGUGGCGCCAAGUGGGUAUCCUGGACCAAGGACAAGGCGUGGUUCAGAUGCAGUUGAAACUCCUAGACACGAACCGGUACGAGGUGGGCUCAGUCUUCCUGUCGAUUCCAGCUACCCCUCCCGCCGCCGUUCCCUCGUAA